Suillus subalutaceus is the source of this 1584-nucleotide messenger RNA. RefSeq lists its product as uncharacterized. The record is from RefSeq and is a predicted model, not a curated record. The coding region runs from base 406 to 1257 and encodes 283 amino acids. The transcript is spliced from 16 exons. Lineage: Eukaryota; Fungi; Basidiomycota; Agaricomycetes; Boletales; Suillaceae.
CACCGGAGGCGUCCUACAACGAGAUGAUGAAAAUUAUAUGGGCGCGUUCUUUCAUUUGCAUCAAAAUAGUAAUCGCCAAGGAGUAGAGCAAAAAUCGCUGAAGCACGCCACGAAUAGCAUGGUUCUCUUCUCUUGGAAUUUAAAAUUCACUCUUGCCAGCGAGCAGCUGCUUAUGGAGUAGUGCCGGUGCUCCGCGUUUGCUACAUUGGGCCUCCAGUUUCACGAUACGGACAGGACCGCAGUGGUACUGGUUUCGACUGAAUCACCUGUGCAAUCUAAUUUGAUCUCGCCGGUGACACGGCGCAUGCAAAGUUACGAACCGGAUACAAUCAGGCAAAUUCAGAUCAUGGAAGUGUAUAAAAGCGAGUUCUGCAGUUCUGGACUCUUAUCUAUUACGAUCCCGCAAUGGUCGCUCCCAUAGUCAAUACGGGAAUUCAGACAGCGAAGUAUUGCAAUGUGGCUGGUCUAGGAGUUUUGAUUUUUGACUAUUUCUUAACGUUCGAACCUGAGGUUCGAUUGACGUGGAACAGGCGCUGGAACGUCACUCGUGUUCUUUUCGUAAUUUCACGCUACAUGGCCUUUGCAGCAGCUGGCAUGACUUCAUAUGCUGCCAUUGCUACACGAGCGAACGAGAAUUGCUCGGACUUCAGCCGGGCUUCAAAUGCAAUUCACAUUAUCAGUAUCGUCGCUGCUGAAGGUCUUUUGAUCAUUCGUACAUAUGUAUUCUGGAAACAGAGCAAAAAGGUCUUGGCAGUGUUACUGGUCUUGGCAGCAAUUACCAUUGCGUGUGCUGUCAGUAUCACAGAUGUUGUCAGUAACUUAGAGACGCCUGCCCCGGACCCUUCAGCUCCUCCUACAAGCAACUGCACUUUUCAAGCAGGUCGCAGCAGCGCCGUCCAAUACGGCUUUCUCAUAGCCUACGAAUUGUUGCUGAUGUCUUUAAUGGUGUUCAAGAGAUAUCAAGACUACAAAGAUUCCGACAGUCGUCUAGUGAGAGUCGUCUUCCAGGGCGCAGUGCGGUAUAUGACUGCCAUAAUUUUUGUUUCUGUGGCCAAUAUAGUGAUCAUGUCUGCGGUGCCAGCAUCAUAUAACAUGUUGAUGGACGUGCCACAACUUGUCCUGCACAGUAUGUUGGCAACCCGUGUGCUCUUUGGUCUGCGUGAAAGUGACAAGGAUGAAUCGGAUGGGGGGACAACGACGUUACAGUUGUCGACAUUUCGUCCAGUUCAGCGCAACCAAUACACUUCAUUCGAUUGAUUGUAUCCUAUAAUCAUGGCAUGGCCCAUCAUAAUGCAGAUGUGACAUAAAAAGAGUGUUCGCCUAUCAAGGAGGAAGAUAAGUACUGUCACGAAGCACGAUCAUCUACUGCUCCAUCUGAUUUCCCUGCUUUGUAUCUCUCCUACAUUAUUCUUCACCUGUUCAGCGAAAUCGUUCUUGGAUCCGCAGGCUCUAUCUAAUUCUUCCGAUGAUACAGAAAUAGCCUCUGACAUUCUCGCAGGAGACGCUCAAGAUCAGCCAACGGCACCCAACUGCGCCGGGUGCUGUGCAACCAUAUAGACUCCGCAAGUGAGACGCUUUGCAAGG